Molecule: messenger RNA, 1721 nt
Organism: Chrysoperla carnea
Lineage: Eukaryota; Metazoa; Arthropoda; Insecta; Neuroptera; Chrysopidae
Gene: Eaat1
Product: excitatory amino acid transporter 1
Exons: 9
Coding region: 210-1655 (481 amino acids)
Biological process (GO): L-glutamate transmembrane transport
Cellular component (GO): plasma membrane
Molecular function (GO): glutamate:sodium symporter activity; L-glutamate transmembrane transporter activity; neutral L-amino acid transmembrane transporter activity
Source: RefSeq, a predicted model, not a curated record
AUAAAAAAUAGAAAUCAUUUUUGAAUUGUGUGAAUUUUUUUGAAGUAACUAUUGUGUUUUUGAAAACAAGAUUAUCGCGCCAUAAUAUUGUUGUUUAUAUUUUCAAACUCACCUGUUGAUACUUUGAAACACCGCUCUGUUACCUCUUUUGAAGUAUUUAAAUAUUAUAUUAAAACCAUAACAAAAUCAACAUUCUUAUAAAAUAAAAAAUGGCGCGUCCAAAUGAAAAUCGUGUAAGAUCAUGUUUAAGGGGAAAUUUACUAACAAUGUUAACAGUAUUAGGCGUUGUAGGCGGUUGUGUACUCGGUUUUAUAUUACGUUUUUCACGUGAAGGAAAAUGGAAGGAACGAGAGGCUAUGUAUAUAGCAUUUCCCGGAGAUAUUUUCUUACGUAUGCUUAAAUCAUUAAUUAUACCAUUGUUAGUAUCAUCAAUUGUAUCUGCAAUCGGUGCAUUGGAUUUAUCGCUAUCGAAGAAAAUCGCUUUUCGUGCGAUUUCAUAUUAUGUGACAACAACAUUGUGUGCGGUUACAUUGGGUAUUAUUUUAGUUGUUACAAUACGGCCAGGUUCUGGAAGAGGCUCUAGUUUUCAAGGGCCAACAGAGAAACCGAAUGUACGGAAUGUUACUACAACUGACACACUUUUAGAUUUAGUGAGAAAUCUGUUCCCGCCGAAUUUGAUCGAAGCAACACUUAAGCAGUAUAAAACGACACUGAUUGUUCCGGAAAAUUCUACAGGUGUGCCACUCACUGACUUCAAGAUUAAACCAGAUAAUAGUGAUUCAACAAAUGUUUUGGGUUUGGUUGUAUUCAGUAUUGUAUUUGGUAUUACCUUGGGAAAAAUGGGUGAUGCUGGUAAACCAUUAUUGGAUUUCUUCAAUGCCCUCAGUGAAGCUAUGAUGGUUGUUACAAAAUGGGUAAUCUGGGUUUCACCUAUUGGUGUCUUCUUUUUAGUAACAGCUAAAAUUUUAGAAAUUGAGAGUUUAGAAGAAAUUGUUGGAAAAUUAAGUUUAUAUUUCAUCACAGUAUUACUUGGAUUAUUUAUUCAUGGUUUUGGAAGUUUAUCCGUUAUUUAUUUCGUAUGCACACGUCAAUUACCAUUCAGAUUUAUUGGAAAAAUGAGUCAAGUAUUGGUAACAGCAUUUGGAACAGCAUCAAGUUCUGCAACUAUGCCAAUUACAAUAGAAUGCAUGGAUAAUUGUGGAAUAGAUCCACGCAUCAGUCGAUUUGUUAUUCCAAUUGGAGCUACAAUUAAUAUGGAUGGAACUGCUUUAUAUGAGGCUGUUGCUGCAUUGUUUAUUGCACAAAUUCGAGAAAUACCAUUAUCAUUCGGAAGUAUUGUAGCUGUUAGUGUGACAGCAACAGCAGCCAGUAUUGGUGCGGCAGGAAUCCCCCAAGCUGGUCUUGUUACCAUGGUGAUGGUAUUAGAUACUGUUGGGCUUCCAGCAGAAGAUGUAACAUUGAUUAUUGCCGUUGAUUGGUUACUAGAUCGAUUCCGAACAACAAUCAACGUAAUGUGUGAUGCAUUGGGAGCACAAAUUGUGGAUAUUAUGAGUAAAGGUGACAUAAAAGCAUCAAAUGAUUUAGAAUUAGAAAGAGCUAUUGCUGACCCUACUGAAUUGGUGGAAAUUGUAAAAGCAGAUGAUACACGACUAUAAACGAACAGAUAAUAUUUAUUAUGUAAUUAAUAAAUAAAUAAAUCAGUUUAAAUCAAAUAAAAUUCA